UAGUAUCAGUGACGUCAUUGGAUAGCCUUCCCAAUUCGCCAUUUUGUGCAGAUAUAUUUACAUCCAGCAUAUUCCACGUUUCCAAAAUGGGAAAUACUUUCCUUAAAUUGUUCACUGGCUUGUUUGGAAAGAGAGAGAUGCGAAUAUUGAUGGUCGGUCUUGAUGCAGCUGGAAAGACAACAAUUCUUUAUAAACUGAAACUCGGUGAGAUCGUCACUACAAUUCCAACCAUUGGCUUCAACGUGGAAACAGUUGAAUACAAGAAUAUCAGCUUCACAGUGUGGGAUGUUGGCGGUCAGGACAAGAUCAGACCCCUUUGGAGGCAUUAUUUCCAGAAUACACAAGGUUUGAUAUUCGUUGUUGACAGCAACGAUCGGGAGAGAAUCGGCGAAGCGAAGGAGGAGUUGACCCGAAUGGUAAAUGAAGAUGAAUUAAGGGAAGCUAUCAUUUUGGUGUUUGCAAACAAACAAGAUUUGCCUAAUGCAAUGUCCGUGAAUGACAUCAGAGACAAGCUAGCCUUACCCUCCUUGAAAGGCAGAGAAUGGUACACUCAGUCAGCAUGUGCUACAAGUGGAGAUGGAUUAUAUGAGGGACUUGAUUGGCUUUCAAAUAAGUUGAAAAAUAAGAAAUAAGAAAAAGCUUCAACGUUGUUUCAUUUUACAUGUGUAUAUGGUGUUGUCAGGUGCGAAGAUAUGGGGACCACACACUUUCUUUAACUUUUCAUCAAGAACGAUCUAUAUGGCCUAGUCUUUUACAUGUGUGGAAGCCCUAUGGGAAGCCAAUGUGAAUGUUGAGAAUCUCAAAUCAAUGAGAUCAGCUUUUUCUGGUGUCAAGAUCAACACUUCAAGACGACAAGAGAACUGAAAACAAUAUCAUUAUUUAUUGCAUGGACAUUUAGAAUCUAAACAUGCUAAAAGUAAACAGCUUUUCUGAAAGCAGAUCGGAUGUCCAUCUCACACCUCCAACCUCGCUUUACCUGUUGUAGUGUGUGAUCAUAUUUGUAAUGGGCGAUCUUUGCAAAAUUGGUCACGUGUGUGUUCUUAGAUGAUUAGGUGUCAAUGUUUGAUUCAUUUCACCAAGUAAUCUGCAAAUCAAAUUACAUAUUCUAUUGGUGAAUUUCUAUUACAAGCCUGUAGUAGGAAGUAUGCCCUGUCAAAAUGUUAUCUCGCCCUGUGAUAUUCAUCUUGCCUAAAUUCAGGGAAUGCUUGCCAACGCAAUCAAAAUCAUCAGUCCUGUACAGCUGUUUGGAAAAAGAAGAUGCUUGAUAGUGGUAUGAUGGCAUUUAUGCUACCUGUCAGUUUCAUCAUAAUACCUGAGUUCAGAUUAUGAUACAAUCUAUUCAACUGAUUCUGCCUAUCAUUCCACUUACUUUGCCAACUAGAGAAACAUGUUUGACUAAAUAGGCACAAUGUAUGGAACUUGUGUAAGUGUGUGUACUCUGCAAAAUAGUAGUUAAUAUAAUCAAGACCCUGAAAAAUCAAGAAGUCAUUGUCUACCGUUUGUGUGACUGGCAACAAGUCCCAGGACAUGCUCAUGCUUCCAAAGAUCGCCCAUUUCCAUGGUGUAUGCAGUGAAUCUCAUUAAGCCUGUGUCUCACAAUAUGUAUAUAUGUAUCAGACUCGAAACAACAGAGAAAUAAGGACAACUCUUUGCAGAUGUAUAUAUUUCUUUUAUUCAUUUGUAGCAUAAGAGAAUUACAGGUAGUCACAUUGAUGUCAUUGAUGAUACCCCCCAAAAAAAUCACUAUUUUAGAAAUCAGAUUUUUAUGAAUGUUUAUGAAACUAGUCCAAGCAUCAUGAAAGCCAACUGAUGUUUCAAUUAGAAAAUCCAAACGUAUUGUGUAUAUUUGAACUUGAAGGACUGAAAUCAUGGAAUAAAUGGUACGUAGUAUUACAAUCA
Molecule: messenger RNA, 1899 nt
Organism: Haliotis rufescens (red abalone)
Lineage: Eukaryota; Metazoa; Mollusca; Gastropoda; Lepetellida; Haliotidae
Product: ADP-ribosylation factor 1-like
Exons: 1
Coding region: 87-632 (181 amino acids)
Biological process (GO): intracellular protein transport; vesicle-mediated transport
Cellular component (GO): cytoplasm; plasma membrane
Molecular function (GO): GTP binding; GTPase activity
Source: RefSeq, a predicted model, not a curated record